GACUUCCGCUCGGCCGGAGUGGGAGGAGAAGGAGGGGGCGUCGCCAUGGCGGCCGGGGCCGAGCCGGCCAGCCGGCUGCGCCGACGAGGACCGAGAUGAACCGCUGAGGCGGUAGGAUGAUCUCACGAUACACCCGGAAGCCGGUGCCCCCCGACGUCCAGGGGAUUCGAGGACUUACAAAGAAUACCUUAGAACAUCAUCCCCUGCCGGACUCAUUGGAUGACAGUUACCCAUCCACUGAAAGUCAAGAAGAUAUUUCAAGUGAGUCUGAAAGUACAAAAGAGUCAAACUAUCGAGCAGGCAAUGCAAACUCAUGGUCUGCUUGUCAGAGCUUCACAGGCACCUCCACUGAAGACAGUUCAGUUUUUUCUUGGGGCUAUGAUGAAUUUGAUAAGGCUGCUACCCGGCAAGUUCAGCAAAUAUUCAGGCACAUUGAUGAGCUCCUUUAUGAACAAAAACCAUGUUUAUAUGUUAGCCUAGAGGAGGAAUGCGAACAAUGGAUGUCAAGGUUUCCUCACCUCAGGAUUGUGGGGAAGCAAAUAAUGAUGCCAACUGACGAAGGCUAUGGAUGGUAUAUUAGUUCAGCGUGUAGCACUUUAACUUCAUCAGGCAUGAGUCCCAUGCAAGAGAAAGAUCCUAGUGAGUUUACUAUCUGGGGCAAAAAGGUUCCCCUUUCGGUUUCUCUUGGUAAAGAAGACAACUUUUCAAAAAUCUCUGAGCUGAAGAUCUUUGAGACUGAAGAACUGGAAGAUACCGUGAUUAUCUCUGAAGGAAUAAUGGAGGAAUACUUAGCAUUUGACCGCAGAGAUGUAGGAUCUCGGUCAAAUAAAGCUUCUUGUCAUUUCUUUGGGAUAUUGGUAGAUGAUGGGAAGAAUGUCAUUUCUGUAGAAGCAAACAGGACAGAUUCUGGAAGUCCUUUUAUGCAGUUUGAACCUAUGCCUUUGGUAUUACCUCGGAUGCCACAAACCAAAAUGCCCUCUAUCCCUUCAAAUCUGGUAAAUGUUUCUCAAGGUACAUAUGCUGGCCCCCAACGUAAUUUGAAUGGCUUGAUGGUUAUUCAUGGGAUUCCCUUACAUCCGAGGAACUUGCCCUUGAUGGACAAAAUAUUAGACUACGAUGAAAGAAUGCUUAUGAGACCAGGAUCCAGUUCUAUCUUGUCAACCAGAGCUCGGCCAAACCGUCCCCUUGAGCUCAGUGCAUCUUCUCUGUCCUACUGUACACAGUCGGCGAGGAGGCGUAACCCCCCACCACGUACCCUGCAUCCUAUCAAUGCCAGCCUUUCUCGCUCAGGAACCCCGCGACCCUUGGAUGAUGUCAUCAGGGGAACUCGACUCUCUGCUGCAAAUGAGCAGCUGUCAUCACCUUCUCCGAUGCCAUUAAGCAGAAAUAAUCUCCUGCCUCCUAUUAGUACCAUAGAAGGAACAGAACACAUAGUAUCCCAAAAGCAAACGAAAUCCCGGGUAAAUGUUAACCGGGCUCGAAGUGCAGUAGCAGAUGAUGUCAGCCAUCAACCAGUUCAUGAGAGAUUUUUAUUACCUGAGAGUUUUUCCAGGCCUAAUACAUCGCAUGCAUUUUGGGCAGAAACACAGUAUCGUCGUUCUUGCACUGUUAUUGAUUAUGCUAAUCAGACACGAAAUAAUAAAGGAUCUGCUGGUACAGAUCCUGUCAACGUAGGUGUCAUGGGAACCAGUUUAGGGAUAUCUAGCUCUUCCUACAUUAAUUCUUUCCACCACCAGCCUCUUGGUCAUUUUCUUGAUGAAGAUGAGGAAGAUAAUGAUCAUCCCCCUCUGGUAGGUCUUCAGUUAUAUGGUUCUGUAGGAACUCACAGCCGAGCUGGAUCACGAAAUAAACAGGGAUUGUAAGCCAUCCGUCUCCAAGACGAGGGAGAAUCUACGGAAGCUUUUAAAAGCAGUAUUCAACGACAGCAAUAUCAAAUCCGUUUACAGAAGAAAUUUAACAUUUUUCUUUAGAAAAGUCUUAUUUUUGUAUAACAACUGCCAAAGACUACGUGGUUGUAUGAGAAUUUUGUGCCAGCAGAAACUUGUUUUGAUGGAGCACUAAAAGUUUGCGUUCAGUGGAACUCCGCUAUCAUGCUGUUGGUAUGUUCCGUUACAAAAAUAUCUGGCUGAAGAAUGCAGUACUGGUUAAGAUUCAAAGACUUGCUAGUUACUGAUACUUAAUAGCAAUAUGUUUAGCAAUAUUAUUUAUAAUGAUAUUAAAUUGGAUUAUUGCUUGGCCUGCACCUCCAGUAGUUUCCCUUAAAUGUUUAAACAGUUGAAGGUUGACAUUGCUAAUUCACCUAUUUUGAAAAAGUUGGUAUUUGAAAGGAUUAAACAGAGGAUUAAACGCAGUAUAUUUGAAUUCAUUUAUGUAUUUAAAUGCAGGAUACCAUUAUUUCCCAAUUAAAUCCAUACAUGUUUAACCACUUUUUAACCAUGCUAACUUUGGCUAGGAUUGUAAAGCACCACUUUAGUUGUAUAUUCUUCAACUGUAGUCAAUACAUAAUAUCUUUUUUAAGUAAAUGAACAUUUUUGAUGAAAACUUUUAAGAAACCUUUUCACCAUGUACUCAGAUUUAACUGUUUAGGGUUUUCUCAUUGGGAAGACAAAAUACUUCCUACAUUUUGGAGGAGUCAAGCCCAGUGAGGUAUUACAAUAGAUAAAAGCAUAGCAACCUGAAUAUUGUGUUUAAUGUCUAACAUAAUUUCAAUGUAAUUCAACAAAGACGAACUAGUAAGAUGAACUAGUAAAUGCCAGCCAUUAACUGAUGAAGCUAUGUAUAAAAUAAAGGUAACUGCAUUUUCCCUGAUACCAUGUGAGAGACAUAAAAGAAACAAGAUAGGGAAAGAGUCUUCUUACGUUGUAAAAUGGAGACUAUUUUGUAUGCAAAUAAAAGCAUUUUCUAGACUGU
Messenger RNA from Notechis scutatus (mainland tiger snake), 2910 nucleotides. Lineage: Eukaryota; Metazoa; Chordata; Lepidosauria; Squamata; Elapidae. The record is from RefSeq and is a predicted model, not a curated record.